GAUGCAGUUGUAGAGUAUGCAUUUUUAAGAGAUUUAGCGCCUCUGAAAUUUGACGAGUCAUAAGGAAAAAUAAUCAUUGAUAAGCGGUAAAUAAUAAUUAAUUGGAGUGAAAUGUUUACUCAGUUUUCUUUUGGUCAGUCAGACAUCGAACUUCGUCUCGUGCAGCUGUUGCUCUGAUAACCCUUGAGACAAAUAUGUGUAAUUGUGGCGAUUCCAACAGUCGACCUGACUAAACUUUACAGUCACAGUGAUAGGCUAUUAUUUGUUUGUGAUAGAAGUGUGUGGAAAAUCGAGGAAACGAUUGUUGGUGACUUUACUCGAGAAGUUGACAAUUUUAAGAGGGAUUUACAAGGAUACAGAGAUGAUUGGGAAAGUCAACUUCUUCAUAACAAAUAUGAUAGGUCUAAGGGCGGCUAUAGCGCUUUCUGUAGUCUACCUAGCAUCAGCUCAACCAGUGGUCACUAGACAAAAAGUAAACAUGACCGUAUUCUACGAAGCGCUGUGCCCAUAUUCAAUAAACUUCUUCAGAGAUCAACUACCUGUAGUCUGGCCACUAUUUGAGGAUUACCUCAAUAUAGAGCUAGUUCCUUAUGGAUUUGCCGAGCAAUCCUAUGAGAAUGACACGUGGUACUUCAGUUGUCAGCAUGGGAGUCAAGAAUGUACUUACAACAUGUACCACGCCUGUGUCCUCGACAAACUACCCAUUGUCAAGGCCGUCAACAUAAUCGGCUGUCUUAUGGCUAAUGAACAGGAACAACUCUUCUUCAGAAAAUGCACAAGGAAAACGCAGGAGACAAAAGCGGACAUAAAGCAGUGCAGUAAAGGUGAGGAGGGGAGGCACCUGAUGUCCGGCUAUGGCAAUAGGACACGUGACUUCCAGCCCGAAAUCAAAAUGAUGCCAAGUAUUGUCUUCAAUGGGGUAUACAACCAAACCCUAAGGGAUGACGCGGUGCGGGAUCUGAAGCAAGUGAUCUGCAAUUUUCUCAACCCCAAACCACUGGAGUGCAGAACAAACGAGGAGACUGAAGACUACAUAGAUUAGUUCCUUAAAUUGAACAAAUAAACAUUUCAACUUUUACACAUUGGCGCUUUGUAAGACAUGAAAAAUAUCAGUUCUACUCGCAAAAUUGGCGCAGGCGAAAAUCAAAUUCAUAACUUUGGUUCUCACAUUAUUUUUGCGAGCCAGACAAGAUACAGUAGACUGUAAUUUUGAAAACUCUUUUUUCUGUUGUUGAGACUUUUGCCAACGUUUCCCAGAAAAAAAGUGGAUAAAGAUAGCAUAACAAUUUACAAAAAAAAAUAUUGAAAAUUGUUAAAUAUGGACAAUGUGGUGUUACAUAGAGAAAUAAUGAUCUUUGUGAUAUAACUGUAUUUCAGUUAAUGAAAAUAAAGUUUAUAGGUAUUUCAUGUUUCAUAACAACUGUAUCGAAUAAUUUCUCUCAAGUUCAAAAAUCCUUGAUGAUAUUAAGGGCUUACAUAUGAUCAUCAUGGUUUGAAAGUUUCCCAUUGUAUAAAAUAUUGGUUCAUUUUUAACGCUACUGUUCAAAAUAUGUACACCAUAUUUUAUAUUGAUAUCCAUUGCCAUCAAGUUCUAGGCUAGUCUUGCAGUGAGGAAGUGAAUCAAUGAAUCGGACAAUUGAAUGGAAAAGAAAAUUUCUUUCAAAUUUGAAGUGAGAGAAAUGAGGACUAUCACAUAUUGAUUAAUUGUAUGGACGACCAUACCGUUUUCUACAAUAUUUGUAUUUGAUUAAUUUUUUACUAUGUUUUGUAUGAAUUGUGUUAAUAUCUUCAGUAAUCCAGAUUUGGGAAUUUUGCUUGUUUGUGAGAGUGAAUAAAAAAUAAAUAAUAUGAAUGUUAAUGAGAAAGUGGUAGAGAAUAAUAAUUAUGUUGAAAUAAUAACAAUAAAUUAUUUAUGUUGUACGAUAAAUUCUCACAAUCAAUUCUUAUUAUUGAUGAAUUAUAUAUUUGAAUAGAUGUGAAAUCAAUUCAAUAAACAUCAUUACGCUUUUUCUCUACAACGAAUAUUCAAUAAUUUCUAUUGUGAGUUUUCCGUUUCUGUGCACCUAGCUCCUGGUUAUCUUGUUCUCUUCCCAAAUAACAUAGACUAACAAAAGUGAAAGAUCACUGUUUUUGGAUUGAAAACUUCACAGAUAAAAAUUGACCAAAGGCCAUUAAAUAAAGUCAUAGCUCAUUGAUCAAUUCGAUCAAGGUAUUUUAAAACUAGGUUCGUUUUAAUAUAUGAUGAGCUUAAAUUCGGUAGAGAUCACGAUCGAACAUACUAUACUAUUCUAUAUUGUUAGAAUUAUUGUGAUGCAAUAUAGUACUAUUUUCAGGGCUACUCAAUAGUUCUUAAAGUGAAUCAACUAGUAUCCUUUUGUUUUCUUCUAUUUUGAUAGAAUUCUAAUAUAGAACUAUCACUUUGAAGAUAGAGCCAAAGGGUUUUUAUAAAUAUUUCACUUGAAACACUCUCUACGUUCAUAGGUACCUGAAGGACUAUGGGACUAUGGUACUAUGUAGGACUAUGUGUAACCUUAUCUAUAUUUGGGAGAGGAAUAGCACAAGGUUACCUUAUUUUUUCUCUCCCUAUCAUUUUGAUGAUGAUGUACUUAUUGUAUGAAUUAAUAAAGAAUUACGAGCUGUG
This is a messenger RNA of Nilaparvata lugens (brown planthopper), 2641 nucleotides long. Its product is annotated as gamma-interferon-inducible lysosomal thiol reductase-like. Bases 362 to 1042 code for a protein of 226 amino acids. The transcript is spliced from 6 exons. Gene Ontology annotation, molecular function: oxidoreductase activity, acting on a sulfur group of donors, disulfide as acceptor. NCBI's taxonomy places the organism in Eukaryota, Metazoa, Arthropoda, Insecta, Hemiptera, Delphacidae. The record is from RefSeq and is a predicted model, not a curated record.